Equus caballus (horse) is the source of this 1722-nucleotide messenger RNA. It is a transcript of the gene SAMM50, whose product is annotated as SAMM50 sorting and assembly machinery component. Gene Ontology annotation, biological process: mitochondrial respiratory chain complex assembly; protein insertion into mitochondrial outer membrane. Gene Ontology annotation, cellular component: outer membrane. The record is from RefSeq and is a predicted model, not a curated record. Lineage: Eukaryota; Metazoa; Chordata; Mammalia; Perissodactyla; Equidae.
GGGGCAUCAUGGCCGCCCCCAGGGCGCCGCGUCCGGGGGCUUCUGGGUGUUUCGCUGACCGGCAGCUCCGCCACUGCGGACCCGCCCUCUGCCCUCCCCAGCCGAGCCUUGGUCGGGCCCGGGCAGCUCUGCGAGGCGGCGGCCGGAGAGGGAAUCAUGGGGACCGUGCACGCUCGGAGCUUGGAGCCUCUUCCAGCUAGUGGACCUGACUUUGGAGCGUUAGGGGAAGAAGCUGAAUUUGUUGAAGUUGAACCUGAAGCUAAACAGGAAAUUCUGGAAAACAAAGAUGUGGUGGUUCAGCACGUUCAUUUUGAUGGACUUGGAAGGACUAAAGAUGAUAUCAUCAUGUGUGAAAUUGGAGAUGUUUUUAAGGCUAAAAACCUUAUUGAGGUAAUGCGGAAAUCUCACGAAGCCCGUGAAAAAUUGCUUCGUCUAGGAAUAUUUAGACAAGUGGAUGUUUUGAUUGAUACGUGUCAAGGUGAUGACGCGCUGCCCAACGGCUUAGACGUUACCUUUGAGGUCACCGAACUGCGGAGACUGACGGGCAGUUACAACACCAUGGUUGGGAACAAUGAGGGCAGCAUGGUCCUUGGCCUCAAACUCCCUAACCUUUUAGGCCGUGCGGAGAAGGUGACUUUUCAGUUUUCCUAUGGAACAAAAGAAACUUCUUAUGGCCUGUCCUUCUUCAAACCGCAGCCCGGAAACUUCGAAAGAAAUUUCUCCGUAAACUUAUACAAGGUCACUGGACAGUUCCCCUGGAGCUCGCUGCGGGAGACGGACAGAGGAGUGUCAGCAGAGUAUAGUUUUCCCAUCUGGAAGACCAGCCAUACCGUCAAGUGGGAAGGCGUGUGGCGGGAGCUGGGCUGCCUCUCAAGGACGGCGUCUUUUGCAGUCCGAAAAGAAAGUGGGCACUCGCUGAAAUCGUCUCUCUCGCACGCGAUGGUCAUCGACUCUCGGAACUCUUCCAUCCUACCAAGAAAGGGUGCCUUGCUGAAAGUGAACCAGGAGCUGGCAGGCUACACCGGAGGGGACGUGAGCUUCAUCAAAGAAGAUUUUGAGCUUCAGUUGAACAAACAACUCAUACUCGAGUCAGUCUUUUCAGCAUCUCUCUGGGGUGGAAUGUUGGUCCCCAUCGGUGAUAAACCGUCCAGUAUCGCUGAUAGGUUCUACCUCGGGGGACCGACGAGUGUGCGCGGGUUCAGCAUGCACAGCGUUGGGCCACAGAGCGAAGGCGACUACCUGGGUGGAGAAGCCUACUGGGCCGGCGGCCUGCACCUGUACACCCCGCUCCCUUUCCGGCCUGGCCAGGGCGGCUUUGGAGAACUUUUCAGAACACACUUUUUCCUCAACGCAGGAAACCUCUGCAACCUCAACUACGGGGAGGGCCCCAAAGCUCACAUUCGUAAGCUGGCUGAGUGCAUCCGCUGGUCGUACGGUGCCGGGAUCGUCCUCAGGCUCGGCAACAUCGCCCGGCUGGAACUUAAUUACUGCGUCCCCAUGGGCGUGCAGAGGGGUGACAGGAUAUGUGAUGGCGUCCAGUUUGGAGCCGGCAUCCGCUUCCUGUAGCUGCCGCGGAGCGUCCUGCAGCCCCCGGGGGGAGCUCUGGCCCUGAGCCGCAGCGAGUCACUCGGUGCCACACACUUUCUCUCCAAACGAACACGUUUGGGUGAUUCUUUGAGUCUGUGUGCCUCCGUGUCAAUAAAUUUUAAAGGCAAGGACUCA